AUGCGCUUGGGAGAACGAAAACUACGGCGACUUAAUCUCGCCAUCAAUGUGCUUGAAGAACUCCCACCCGAAAUUGGCCGCCUUACUCAUGUCGAAUGGCUCAACCUUAAUGACAACAGACUCAGAUAUCUACCGGUAACUUUAUCAAACUUGACGCGCUUAGUCAAAUUGGGACUUGUCCAAAACCGCCUAAAAUACUUGCCUCCACGUUUAUUUUCACGUAUGUACAAGCUGCAAAAGUUGGAUAUACGACGCAAUCAACUGCGAUAUUUACCUGCCUCCCUCUUGAUGAUGUCGCCUUUAUCGGAUGUCAUAAGCAAUCCUGAGAUAGCUGUACCUAUGGCAGCAUUUCAAAUGCAUCCGUGCCCUCCCUCAUGUCAAGUUCGAACUCGCACAGAUGCAGAUCAAGGAGGAUCUUUGCGAACCUUGUUAUUGGGAGAGAAUUUAUCUCUCGAAUCAGUAAAUGGCAUUAUUCACGAAAAUCUCCCAAACAACUGUUACUCUGCAAGAACCGAUCCAAACACUGACAACACACCGGAAGCAUUUGAUGGUGACAACAGUGCAAAACGUCAAUUGGAGUCAUGUGAUAGUUAUCGCCAUGAUACUACAUGCAUUUUAUCACUCCGUGAAAUUGCAAUCCGUGUACUUUUAAAUAGGGGGUACGGGAAGUUGCAACGUCUGCCAUCGGCUAUCGAGGAUCUACCAGGCAUCUGCUUAGAGCAUUCCCUUGGACACUAUCAUUCACAAUUGGAUUUGUAUCCCGAGUAUGCCUUUAGCUAUCUUGAAGCGGCUAUUCCCAAAAGCAUAUCACCAAUCCUACGCAUGGAGGUUAUCGCUUCAGCUAGACAGUGCGAUAAAUGUGGUCAAUGGUAUUCUAGAAGCGAUAUCCACAUUGGUUACACAGUUAGACUCGGCACACAGAAAACGAUGGCGCCUAUCCGUUUCGAGCUUUGCUCAUUCGGAUGUGCUCUCAACAGCAUGAGUGAACUGCGUAAACAUAAUGGAACCUGGGAAUCUUUGAGGCAUGAUCGAGCAGCGGAGAACAUGAGAACGUCAAGCAGCAGUAAUACGAGGAGAGAUCAGCACAUUAAUGGUUGGUUGAUAGUAGACAGCAAAAACCAAGACAUGAGAUAUGUUAUUCACAUAUUAAAUCAUUCAUAG
Lichtheimia ornata is the source of this 1161-nucleotide messenger RNA. RefSeq lists its product as uncharacterized. Gene Ontology annotation, molecular function: protein binding. NCBI's taxonomy places the organism in Eukaryota, Fungi, Mucoromycota, Mucoromycetes, Mucorales, Lichtheimiaceae. The coding region runs from base 1 to 1161 and encodes 386 amino acids. The transcript has a single exon. The record is from RefSeq and is a predicted model, not a curated record.